Molecule: messenger RNA, 6738 nt
Organism: Carlito syrichta (Philippine tarsier)
Lineage: Eukaryota; Metazoa; Chordata; Mammalia; Primates; Tarsiidae
Gene: GTF3C1
Product: general transcription factor IIIC subunit 1
Exons: 36
Coding region: 78-6104 (2008 amino acids)
Biological process (GO): 5S class rRNA transcription by RNA polymerase III; transcription initiation at RNA polymerase III promoter
Cellular component (GO): transcription factor TFIIIC complex
Molecular function (GO): DNA binding
Source: RefSeq, a predicted model, not a curated record
AAGAAAUUGAUUUGGAAACUGGAAUUUUGGAGUCCAGGAGGGACCCAGUCCCUUUGGAGGAUGUGUAUCCCAUUCAUAUGAUCUUAGAAAAUAAGGAUGGCAUCCAGGGCUCGUGCCGCUACUUUAAGGAGAGGAAAAACAUUACCAAUGACAUCAGGACCAAGUCUCUGCAGCCUCGCUGUACCAUGGUGGAAGCCUUUGACAGGUGGGGGAAGAAACUGAUCAUCGUUGCCUCUCAGGCCAUGCGGUACAGGGCUUUGAUAGGCCAGGAGGGGGAUCCGGACCUGAAGCUCCCCGACUUCUCCUACUGCAUCCUGGAGCGAUUAGGCCGGUCCAGGUGGCAAGGAGAGCUCCAGCGAGAUCUUCACAGCACUGCUUUUAAGGUUGAUGCUGGGAAACUGCACUAUCACAGGAAAAUACUGAACAAAAACAGACUCAUUACAAUGCAGUCCCAUGUGAUUCGAUUACCCACUGGAGCCCAGCAACACUCAAUCCUCCUCCUCCUGAACCGGUUUCAUGUGGACAGGAGGAGCAAAUAUGACAUCCUCAUGGAGAAGCUUUCUGUGAUGCUGAGCACACGGAGCAACCAGAUGGAGACGCUGGGAAAGCUGAGGGAAGAGCUGGGGCUAUGUGAAAGGACAUUUAAGCGUCUGUACCAGUACAUGCUGAAUGCUGGACUUGCCAAGGUGGUGUCCCUUCCCUUGCAAGAGAUUCACCCUGAAUGUGGACCUUGUAAGACAAAGAAAGGGACCGACGUCAUGGUUCGGUGCCUCAAGCUGAUGAAGGAAUUUAAACGGAAUGACCAGGACGAUGACGAUGAUGAGGAUGUCAUCUCCAAGGCUGUGCCUCCGGUGGACCUUGUGUUUGAACGGGAUAUGCUCACGCAGACCUACGAUCUCAUUGAGCGCAGAGGCACGAAAGGAAUUUCCCAGGCUGAAAUCCGAGUGGCUAUGAAUGUGGGAAAACUGGAAGCAAGAAUGUUGUGCCGGCUUCUUCAGAGAUUCAAAGUUGUCAAGGGAUUCAUGGAAGACGAAGGUCGGCAGCGAACCACUAAGUACAUCUCCUGCGUGUUUGCGGAGGAGAGCGACCUCAGCCGACAGUAUGAGCGAGAGAAAGCCCGAGGCGAACUCCUCACCACGGUGAGCCUGGCCUCUGUGCAGGAGGAGUCGCUUCUACCCGAGGGUGAAGACACUUUCCUCUCCGAGUCGGACAGCGAGGAAGAGAGCAGCAGUAGCAACAAGCGGAGAGGCAGAGCGUCCCAGGGGGAUGGGAGAUCCUUUACAAACCUUGGGUCUGGGACCCAGCCUCAUCACUCCACCCCAACCAAAGGUGGGUGGAAAGUCCUGAACCUACACCCUUUGAAGAAGCAGUCGUCUUCCAUCUCAGGAGCUGCUGAGGAGAAAGCCUGCCGGGGCUUUGUUGGCAAGGAUGGCCUUCUGGACACCAGCAGCACCUCGGACCAAAACAUGUCCUACGGCUCACACUGUGUGGGCAGUAACAGUGGUGACAUAGCCGUGAUUGAGGAGGUCCGGCUUGAAAACCCAAAGGAAAGCAGCAGUUCCCUGAAGACUGGAAGGCAUGGCUCAAGCCAGGACAAGCCGCAUGAAACCUACCGACUGCUGAAACGCAGGAAUCUGAUCAUAGAGGCUGUUACCAACCUCCGCUUAAUUGAGAGUUUAUUCACGAUUCAGAAGAUGAUCAUGGACCAGGAGAAGCAGGAAGGCGUGUCCACCAAGUGCUGCAAGAAAUCCAUUGUCCGCUUGGUGCGGAACCUGUCUGAGGAAGGUCUUUUGAGACUGUAUCGGACUACGGUGAUUCAAGAUGGCAUCAAGAAGAAGGUGGAUCUGGUGGUACACCCGUCCAUGGACCAGAACGACCCCCUCGUGAGAAGUGCCAUCGAGCAGGUCCGCUUCCGGAUCUCCAAUUCCAGCACAGCCAACAGGGUUAAAAUUUCCCAGCCUCCAGUGCCCCAAGAUGAGGAAGACGAAGAAAGCCAAGGAAAAGAGGGCCCGAGUGGAUCAGGAGAUUCUCACCUGAGUACUUCCUCUAGACCAGAAAGUGGACGGUUGAAAAAAAGUGAUAAGAAAAUGGGCAUAACCCAGCUGAGAAAUUAUCACCCCGUUAUAGUUCCUGGACUUGGGCGUUCUCUGGGAUUUCUGCCCAAAAUGCCUCGCCUGCGAGUAGUUCACAUGUUUCUGUGGUACCUGAUUUACGGGCACCCUGACAGCAACACAGUGAAGAAGCCAAGCUUCACCAGUGAAAGGAGAACAAUAAAACAGGAGCCAGGCAGAGCAGCAGCACAGCCCUCCUCCUCUGGAAGCACCUGGGAGGCCUCCUCAGAAGCCCCAUCCAGAAACAGCCAAGAUGGUGUCACCUGGGAGACUGAAGUGGAACUCGCCACAGAGACAGUCUAUGUGGAUGAAGCCUCGUGGAUGCGCUACAUCCCUCCCAUCCCGGUCCACAGGGACUUCGGCUUUGGCUGGGCACUCGUCAGUGACAUUCUCCUCUGUCUUCCCCUCUCCAUCUUCAUCCAGAUUGUACAAGUCAGCUACAAGGUGGACAACCUUGAAGAGUUUCUCAAUGACCCUCUGAAGAAGCACACGCUGAUCCGAUUUCUCCCCAGGCCCAUCCGGCAGCAGCUUCUGUACAAGAGACGUUACAUAUUUUCAGUGGUGGAGAACCUCCAGAGGCUGUGCUACAUGGGGCUGCUACAGUUUGGUCCCACGGAAAAGUUUCAGGAUAAAGAUCAGGUCUUUAUCUUCCUGAAGAAGAACGCUGUUAUCGUCGACACCACCAUCUGUGACCCACAUUACAACCUUGCCCACAGCAGCCGGCCCUUCGAGCGACGUCUCUAUGUCUUGAACUCCAUGCAGGAUGUGGAAAACUACUGGUUUGAUCUGCAGUGUGUCUGCCUCAAUACCCCACUAGGCGUGGUGCGCUACCAGCGUGUCAGGAAGAACAGCAGCACAGACCAGGGCAGUGACGAGGAGGGCAGCCUGCAGAAGGAGCAGGAGAGCGCCAUCGACAAGCACAACCUGGAGCGCAAGUGUGCCAUGCUGGAGUACACCACUGGUAGCCGUGAGGUUGUGGAUAAAGGCUUGAUCCCCGGAGAUGGGCUGGGAGCCGCAGGGCUGGAUUCCAGUUUCUAUGGACACCUCAAGCGUAACUGGAUCUGGACCAGCUAUAUCAUCAACCAGGCCAAAAAGGAGAGCACCGCUUCAGAGAAUGGGCUCACAGUGAGGCUCCAGACAUUUUUAUCCAAGCGCCCAUUGCCACUCGGUGCUGGAGGCAGUAGCAGAUUGAAUAUUUGGGGAGAAGCAAGAGUGGGCUCUGAGCUCUGUGCCGACCGAGAAGAGCAGCUAGAGGUUGACCGAGAGUCCACGCUGGACAGAAACCGGAGAGUGAGGGGAGGCAAAAGCCAGAAGCGGAAACGGCUGAAGAAGGACCCUGGGAAGAAGAUCAAGAGAAAGAGAAAAGGAGAGUUCCCAGGAGGAAAAAGCAAAAGGCUGCGCUACCAUGAUGAGGCUGACCAGAGCGCUCUGCUGAGGAUGACCCGGCUGCGCGUCACCUGGUCCAUGCAGGAGGACGGGCUGCUCAUGCUUUGCCGCAUCGCCAGCAACGUCCUCAACACCAAGGUGAAGGGUCCGUUUGUCACCUGGCAGGUGGUGCGGGACAUUUUGCACGCGACGUUUGAAGAGUCUUUGGAUAAAACAUCUCAUUCUGUGGGACGAAGAGCUCGCUACAUAAUCAAAAAUCCUCAAGCCUAUCUGAAUUAUAAGGUUUGCCUAGCGGAGGUGUACCAGGAUAAAGCACUUGUUGGAGAUUUCAUGAAUCGAAAAUGUGACUAUGAAGACCCAAAGGUUUGUGCCAAUGAGUUUAAAGAGUUUGUGGAGAAGCUUAAAGAGAAGUUCAGUUCAGCCCUAAAGAAUUCUAACCUUGAAAUCCCAGACACACUCCAGGAGCUGUUUGCCAGAUACCGAGUUUUGGCAAUUGGGGAUGAAAAAGAUCAAAUCAGGAAAGAGGAUGAACUGAACAGUGUGGAUGACAUCCACUUUCUGGUGCUCCAGAACCUGAUCCAGAGCACACUGGCCCUCUCGGACAGUCAGAUGAAGUCCUGUCAGUCAUUUCAGACUUUCCGCCUCUACCGGGAGUACAAGGACCACAUUCUCGUGAAGGCCUUCCUGGAGUGCCAGAAAAGGAGCUUGGUCAACCGGCGCCGGGUCAGCCACACGCAGGGCCCCAAGAAGAACCGGGCCUUGCCCUUCGUGCCGAUGUCCUACCAGCUAUCUCAGACCUACUACAGGAUUUUUACAUGGCGAUUUCCAAGCACCAUCUGCACCGAAUCCUUCCAAUUUUUGGACAGACUCUGGGCUGCCGGCAAGUUGGACCAGCCUGAUAAUUUUUCUUUCAAAGACCAGGAUAAUAGCAACUCCACAAACGACAUGGUGGCAUUUUCAUUGGACGGCCCUGGAGGACAUUGUGUGGCCGCCCUGACCCUUUUCUCUUUGGGCCUUAUCUCUGUGGAUGUCAGGAUCCCGGAGCAGAUUAUAGUGGUGGACAGUUCGAUGGUGGAGAAUGAGGUCAUCAAAAGCUUGGGGAAGGAUGGUGGCUUGGAGGAUGACGAGGAUGAAGAGGAAGACUUGGACGAGGGUGUUGGGGGUAGGCGCCGGAGCAUGGAGGUGAAACCCGCCCAAGCCUCCCAUACCAACUACCUGCUGAUGAGGGGAUACUAUGCCCCUGGCAUUGUCAGCACCCGCAACCUCAACCCCAACGACAACAUUGUGGUCAACUCCUGCCAGGUGAAGUUCAGGCUCCGCUGCAGCCCUGCGUCCACACGGCUGAGGCCUGAUGCCACUUCUCUGGAAGAGCUGAGGGCAGGAACUUCCUGCCUCCCUGACGCCUUCACCAGGCUGGUAAACCCCCGAGGAAAGACCUGCCACCUGGAGGACCUGGCCGGCCAGUUGGAGUUGUUUGGGUACAAGCCUGAGGACGUGGCUGCGGCCUUAGAGAUCCAGGAAGCUGUGGCUGCCACGGGUUGUUUUGGGGUUGACAAGGAGGAGCUGCGCAGACGAUUCUCAGCCCUAGAGGAGAUGAGUGGUGAGCGCACCCAGACGUUCACAGACUACAUCCAGGACCUCGUGGAGCAACAGGAGCUGCUGGAAGUUGGCGCCAACACCCUUCGCCUGGUGGCCGUGGCCUCUGCCUGGCCCUGGCUCCUGCACUCGGUGCGACUGAAAGGCAAACAGGACAACACUGAUGUCCAAAGAGAGGACACCCAGACCAGAACCCUGGAGGGGCCUUCUGGCGAGGAUGGCCUCCCUGAGCGGCAGGCACCACCUUCCCAGGGCCCCCAGAGGGCCAAGAGGCGUGCCAGCUGGGCCAGCCAGGUUGGGGAGACCAACACCGAGAGUGCCCAGACGCCCCCCUCAAAGAGGCCCACCUUCCAGGACGUGCGCUUGGCCCCUAGCCCCAGAGCUGAAGAGGGGGCAGAAGCCCAGGCCCUGGCUGUAUUCCUGGCUCCUGAAGACAGUGCUGCAGGUGGGGCAGGACAGGAGGACCACGCUGGUGUUGGGGUACCCAUCCCCCCAGGCCAAGAGCAGCUGAGCUGCCAGGCCCAGCUUGCAGAAGGCUCUGAAGACCCCAGAGGGUUUGCGGAGAACUUGCGGGCCAGCGACCUCUCCCAGGCAGCACGGGAACGGGACUGCGAGAGCAUCUGCUUCAUCGGCCGCCCGUGGCGCGUGGUGGACGGCCACCUGAACAUGCCUGUGUGCAAGGGCAUGAUGGAGGCCUUGCUGUACCACAUCAUGACCCGGCCCGGCAUCCCCGAGAGCUGCCUACUGCGCCACUACCAGGGCGUCCUGCAGCCCGUCGCCGUGCUGGAACUGCUCCAGGGUUUGGAGUCCCUGGGCUGCAUCCGGAAGCGCUGGCUGAGGAAGUCUGCAGCUGUGUCGCUCUUCUCUGUGCCCGAGGUAGAAGAGGCAGAGGCGCCUUCUGGCCUGAGCGAGCCCCCCACGGCAUUCUACGAGCCCACGCUGGACUGCGCCCUGCGGCUGGGCCGAGUCUUCCCCCACGAGGUCAACUGGAACAAAUGGAUCCACCUGUAGGGCUCUUGUGGGUGCCACCUUCCUCCUGGUCACUGCCUGCAAUGCCAUCCUUGCCUGGUGGUCGGUGCUGAGCCUCCUGUAGCAGGGGACCCAGUGCCUGACGGGUUCCCACCGUCCUGGGCCUCUGCCUGCCUGUGGCCCAGACUCUUCCCUGGCCACUCCUUGGGAGCCCCGUCCCACACUGGGAGUUGGUGCUUCUUGUCCGGCCGGGCUGACUGGGCUGGAGCAGCUCCCAGGGUCUGUGGUUCUUGCUGUUCCCGGGGCCUCAGCACGUUCCAGAUCCAGCCACCUCGCAGACUCUCCCAGCUCCCCAGGUGCCACCGAGAGGAAGGGCCUUGUGGGAGACAGUUACAGCCCGGGGUGGGGGCCCCGUGGAGACUGGCUACUCCCCAGGCAGGAUGUCCCAACCCCGCUGGGGCUAAGCCACCCAGGGUGGAGCCUGUGUCCCCUUUCCAGCCUCAAGAGUUGCCUGGCAUGUCCCCGGCUGGACCACCCACCACCCCUCGACCUGGCUGGGGUUCCCUGCUGGCUAGAAAUAAGGUGUCCCUGUGGGUUCUGGUGGUUUUGUUCUUUUUCCUCUUUCCUCACUCAGAAGGUCCCUCUGGCAUGUAUUUAUUUAUUUUUUAAUUAAAAU